AUGGCCUUCAAGCCAAGAAGAGGACGAGGAGCGAGGGGCCCGAGGUUUUGUGGAGGGGGCGGGGUCUACUUAAGGGGGGGGAGGGGAGGGGAGGGGGCUGGGAGGGCGGUGGAGGGCGAGGAGGUGGUCUGGAGGCAGAGGGAGGAGUACGUGGAGGCUGAGAAGGGAGAGGCAAAGAAGGUGAGAGCUCCCGGGUUCAGCUUCUCGGCCGCCGGGCUGCUGUUCCCUUAUCAUCUUGGGGUUGCUCAGUGUUUGAUUGACAAAGGCUACAUUAAGGAAACCACACCGUUAGCUGGAUCAUCUGCUGGUGCCAUAGUCUGUGCGGUGAUUGCUUCUGGAAAAAGUAUGCAAGAAGCCCUACAGGCUACCAAGAUUCUUGCUGAAGAUUGCCGUCUUAAUGGCACUGCAUUUAGGCUAGGGGCAGUGUUGAGAGAUAUUCUCAAUGAACUUCUACCAGAUGAUAUACACGUCAGGUGCAAUGGUCGGAUUCGCGUUGCAAUCACUCAAUUGUUUUGGAGGCCAAAAGGUUUACUUAUCGAUAAAUUUGACUCUAAGGAAGACCUUAUCAAUGCACUAUUCACCUCCUCAUAUAUUCCAGGGUAUCUAGCUCCAAGACCUGCAACAAUUUUUCGCAAUCGGUUGUGCGUUGACGGGGGUUUGACAUUGUUUAUGCCACCAACUUCAGCUUCAAAAUCAGUUCUUGUCUGUGCUUUUCCAGCAAACAGAAUAGGAUUGAGAGGGAUUGGAAUCAGUCCAGACUGCAAUCCAGAAAACAGAGCUACUCCAAGACAGCUCUUAAGCUGGGCACUAGAACCUGCAGAAGAUGAAAUGCUGGACAAAUUCUACGAGCUUGGAUAUUUAGAUGCGUCUGUAUGGGCUGAUCAGAAUCUUGUGGAAACGACUGUAACUGAUGAAGAAAAUAGCAGUCCAUGAGUAAAACUAGUGAUAAAUUCACAUUAUAAGAUACCGACUUUAGAUUCUCUUUAUCGAUCUCUUUGAAGCCUCAUACUUGGAAAUAGAAACUGAAAACAUUUAAAAGAUACUUGGAAAUAGAAACUGAAAACAUUUAAAAGAUACCGACGUCAGAAGUUCAACAGCAUUGAGGAGUUCUCUAGAUUGGAGGGAAAAGGCUAAUAAUCUGUGAGAGCACCCGAAAAUUCUUUUCUGUCAGUUUGUUUACAUCAAAAUUGUAUGUAUCUAUGUGGUUGAGUUGUUCUAACAAUCUAAGGAAACCCCAAUUAUUGCUUGGGAGUUUGUAAUGAGCCCCCCGGAUUUGUUGUAAUAUGGCUCGAAACUGUGCGGAGUUCAAAAUGGGCACAAUUUUUGAAUAUUUUUGUUUGUUU
Asparagus officinalis (garden asparagus) is the source of this 1343-nucleotide messenger RNA. RefSeq names its product patatin-like phospholipase domain-containing protein 4. Gene Ontology annotation, molecular function: triacylglycerol lipase activity. The record is from RefSeq and is a predicted model, not a curated record. Gene Ontology annotation, cellular component: lipid droplet; cytoplasm; membrane. Gene Ontology annotation, biological process: lipid homeostasis; triglyceride catabolic process. NCBI's taxonomy places the organism in Eukaryota, Viridiplantae, Streptophyta, Magnoliopsida, Asparagales, Asparagaceae.